Molecule: messenger RNA, 1549 nt
Organism: Maylandia zebra (zebra mbuna)
Lineage: Eukaryota; Metazoa; Chordata; Actinopteri; Cichliformes; Cichlidae
Gene: dkk3b
Product: dickkopf WNT signaling pathway inhibitor 3b
Biological process (GO): multicellular organism development; negative regulation of canonical Wnt signaling pathway
Cellular component (GO): extracellular region
Molecular function (GO): receptor antagonist activity; co-receptor binding
Source: RefSeq, a predicted model, not a curated record
CUCACCACCGCUGCUGCUGCGCUCCUCAUACUUUCCAAAUAAAACGGAUCCAGCUGUGUCCAGCUGUGUGCCCUGCGUGCGUCACACCCGUGUGCUGCUCGGUAGACAGACUAGGUGGAAGAGAAGGAAAGAUGUCCGGCAUCGCGCAGCUGUCGGUGUUCCGGGGUUUGUGCUUUCUGUGGGCAGCCGUCGGCACGGCGAGGAGCGGGACCUUGUUCCCGCGGGAGAGCCUGGAGCGGGGGCCGGUCAGCUUGACCGAUAUGUUCCGAGAGGUAGAGGAGUUGAUGGAGGACACUCAGCACAUACUGGAGGAGGCAGUGGACCAGAUCACUACAGAGAGUGCAAAAUCCUCUUCAGGCUCACUGGAGCUGGGUCCUAACUACCACAAUGAGACUACGAUGGUGAUAAAGAACGGAGACAAAGCAGUUAAGGUGCUAGACAGAACUGACAAGGACACUAACAACAACACUGGGGAGACUCAUUUGUCCCAUGUUCAUAUGGAGAUCUCCAGCCAGUGGAACAACAUGAAUCAUGAAUGCAUGGUGGACGAGGACUGUGGCAACCUGAAAUACUGCCUGUAUGAGAUUGAGAACUCCAAAUGCCUCCCCUGUAUCCCAACAGACAUGCCCUGCAUCAAGGAUGAGGAGUGCUGCUCUGAUCAGAUGUGUGUUUGGGGCCAGUGCACAGUGAACGCCACCAGUGGAACAGAGGGAACCAUCUGUCAGAGUCAGAGUGACUGCAGGCCACACCUCUGCUGUGCUUUCCAACCAGAGCUUUUGUUUCCAGUAUGUAACCCCAAACCGGGCAAGGGGGAGUCCUGUCUAAGCCACCCCAACCUGCUGAUGGAUAUGCUAGCCUGGGACCAGGAGGGUCCCCGUGACCACUGCCCCUGUGCCGAUGACCUUCAGUGCCAGCCUCAUGGCCGUGGGUCUGUGUGUGGAUAACAGUACUAGAGAUUUACAGUGCAGCAGAGUUAGAUUAAAUGACCUUAACGAUCCAAAGACGGACGCCUCUGCUGAUCAACAGCUGCUGAAAGUACAGGCUGUUGCUUCAGGACUGAACUUGCACUCACUGUAUUAUUUAUGCCUUACUGCCAGUGUAUAUUAUAUAUAUAUUAAAAACAACAACAACAACAAUAAAUGACUUGUUUUCAGCUUUGAGAACCAAGGAAAGCACGUUCUGUUAUUUACUGGUGAUCUUAUUUUUGGUUUGUCAGCAGUGAACACUAGAGGGCGAACUUUUACACAUUUAAAAACUUGGUGGGUAUCUCUUUUUGUAAUGACCUUUCAUUGACAUUACUGGAAACUAUUAAAUGUCAAGAAAAUGUGUGAAGGAGAAUUAAUAAGGAGGAGAAUCAGUGAAUCAGACUGCAUGUGCACUCGGCUCCUUAACCUUGUGAUAUCUGCUGGACUACAAAAUGCACAUCGUACUUCAGCCUGACUUUCUGACUCAUAUUAUUUCAUGCAGGUCAUAUAAAAAAGAACCAGAGGUGAAAAAUAUCACUUACAAAUUCAAAAAGUUGGAUCCAUCUAUCCACUUAUCCUUUUCA